Messenger RNA from Fonsecaea nubica, 1335 nucleotides. RefSeq lists its product as hypothetical. NCBI's taxonomy places the organism in Eukaryota, Fungi, Ascomycota, Eurotiomycetes, Chaetothyriales, Herpotrichiellaceae. The record is from RefSeq and is a predicted model, not a curated record. Gene Ontology annotation, molecular function: oxidoreductase activity. Bases 1 to 1335 code for a protein of 444 amino acids. The transcript has 2 exons.
AUGGCGUCACCUCGCAAUCCCAUCGAUCGUUUUCUUGAGGGGAUCAACACCGCAGACCUCGAACUCAUGUUGAAUGCUUUUGCACCGGAUGCUGAGGUCAUCGACGACGGAAAGAGUUUCACUGGAGAUGCUAUUAUAGCCUUGUGCGAACAUGGAAUUAUAGGUCACCAGGCACGAGUCAAAGUGCUGGACCAAACGGUUCGAAAUGAUGGCAGGACACAAACCCACAUCAUGAUGGAUGGCGAUUUUGGCAAGGAGUUCGGCAUCCACGAACCAUUCGAUUUGUUCCUUGUCGCCACAGUGAAGGGUGACAACAUAAUACAUCUCGACAUGGGUGAUGUAGAUCCUGAUAAACCAACAAUGCGGGCGGUCUACGCGUCAGUGGCCAGCCCACAGGAUCCAUUGUCAUCGGUCCGAAUCGGUCAAAGGCAUCGUCCAGAGUCAAGGGAAGGAUGGGUCCGAGUCAAGAUGCAGGCAGUGGGUCUGAACUUUCACGACAUCUUCACAUUACGAGGAAUGCUGAUGCAUGAAACCCGAUACCCAAUGAUUCUGGGUAACGAGGGUGCCGGAUUGCUCGAGGAUGGAACUGAGGUUGCCGUCUAUCCAGUCAUGGGUGAUCCUGAUUGGAAAGGGAAUGAGACACUCGAUCCAAAAAGACACGUAUUCGGCGAAGUUGUCCAAGGAACCCUUGCCGAGUACGCUAUGAUUCCCACAAGAAACGCCGUGCCUAGGCCCAAAGGACUAGAUGCGAAGUCGGCAAGCGUGAUGGGCAUUGCCUGGUUGACAGCUUAUCGCAUGUUGUUCACCCAGGCAAAAAUCAGAGCCGGUCAAACCAUUCUGGUGCAAGGGUCAUCUGGUGGGGUGACGACAGCGCUCAUUCAGCUGGGCUCUGCCGCCGGCUUCCGUGUAUGGACAACAGGCCGGACGAAGGCGAAACGCGAACUGGCCAGAUCGCUUGGUGCAGAGAGUACUUUCGAGCCUGGGGCGAAACUGCCAUAUCUUGUUGAUGCCGCGUUCGACACAUCGGGAGCGUCAACAAUUUCACAUUCUUUGGCCUCUGUGAAGCCAGGUGGGACGAUUGUGUCGUGUGGGAGACAUUCAGACAGCGCCUCGCCCAACAUCUCGAUCGACUUGUUGCAUUUGAUGGUGAACCAGAUUAACUUGGUAGGGGUCUACACGGGAACACGGGAGGAAUUCGUCAACCUACUGGAUUUUGUGACCACCUCUGGCAUCAAGCCGCAUAUUGGCAAAGUCCUGCCUUUGGCGGAGGCUGCUGAUGGACUGAAGGAGAUCUGGCAAGGCAAAACAAAUGGGAAAGUUGUCGUUCAGAUUUGA